Molecule: messenger RNA, 2924 nt
Organism: Bubalus bubalis (water buffalo)
Lineage: Eukaryota; Metazoa; Chordata; Mammalia; Artiodactyla; Bovidae
Gene: S1PR5
Product: sphingosine-1-phosphate receptor 5
Exons: 4
Coding region: 695-1891 (398 amino acids)
Biological process (GO): G protein-coupled receptor signaling pathway
Cellular component (GO): membrane
Molecular function (GO): sphingosine-1-phosphate receptor activity
Source: RefSeq, a predicted model, not a curated record
GUGCCCAGAGCACAGAGGGGACCCCUCUAUUAGGUGUUGGGGGGACGGGGCGGGGGGGGGGGGAUAAACUCAGGUUGCGGCCGCCAGGGCUGAAGAACCCUCCCCCUGCUCGUGUCUCCGGAUCCUCCCACCACGACGGAGCGUCCCUGGGAGAGCCGCCCGGGCCCGGAGGGGGGAGCCGAGGGCUGGCCAGUGCCAGUCGGCGCCGAGGGCGCGUUCCGUUGCCGCGGCGGGUGGUACAGACUGGCAGACACGCGCUGGCAGCCCGUACCCCAAGAGGAGGAGGGGGCAACUGCUGGUGAUUGCCAGCGCUCUGCCUUGGGGGCCGCCCCCUCUCCUGCCCCCAGCCCCGCCUCCCGAACAGGGGCCGCUCUCUCCGCUCCCGGCCGAGCGACUGUCGAGCGCGCACUACCUGGGCGCAGGGGCAAAAGGAGGAGAGGUGGGAGGUACACAGGCUGCGAACCACUGCGCAGUGUCCCCAGCGCAGCGAGUGUGACCCUGGAGUGACCCUCAAAUGCGUGUGUUUAGUGUCCCCUUCCCCCCAGCAUGGCUGAGUCCGUGACUCGCUGCCCUGGUUUUCUCGUCUGUUCAGUGGGACUUCCGUGACUGUGUCUCAGUUUCUGCGUGGAUGUGUUUGUGUGGAGCAUGAAAAUCUUUGUGUCUGCUUCUUUGCGAGCCCUGGGGCGGGCGGCCCAUGGAGCCGGGGCGGCCGCGGCCCGCGCGGAUGAACGAGGUCAUCCUCCAGCAUUACAACUACACCGGCAAGCUCCGCGGUGCGCGCUACCAGCCUGGUGCGGGACUGCGUGCAGACGCCGUCGUGUGCCUGGCCGUGUGUGCGCUCAUCGUGUUGGAGAAUUUAGCCGUGCUGGUCGUGCUCGGACGCCACCCGCGCUUCCAUGCGCCCAUGUUCCUGCUUCUGGGAAGCCUCACGCUGUCCGACCUGCUGGCCGGCGCCGCCUAUGCCGCCAACAUCCUGCUGUCGGGGCCGCUCACGCUGCACCUGUCGCCCGCGCUCUGGUUCGCCCGUGAGGGCGGCGUCUUCGUGGCGCUCUCCGCGUCCGUGCUGAGCCUUUUGGCCAUUGCACUCGAGCGCCUCCUCACCAUGGAGCGUCGGGGACCCGCGCCCGCCGCCCGCCGGGGGCGCACGUUGGCGCUGGCGGCCGCCGCCUGGGGCUUGUCGCUGCUCCUCGGACUACUGCCAGCGCUCGGCUGGAAUUGUCUGGGCCGUCUGGAGGCCUGCUCCACGGUCCUGCCGCUCUACGCCAAGGCCUACGUGCUCUUCUGCGUGCUCGCCUUUCUAGGCAUUCUGGCUGCCAUCUGCGCGCUCUACGCGCGGAUAUACUGCCAGGUUCGCUCCAAGGCGCGGCGCCUACGGGCGCACCCCAGGACUGGCGAGGGCGCCUCGAUGCGCGCGCGCCACACGUCGCGCUCCUUGGCGCUGUUGCGCACGCUCAGCGUGGUGCUCCUGGCCUUCGUGGCUUGUUGGGGCCCUCUCUUCCUGCUGCUGUUGCUGGACGUGGCGUGCCCGGCGCGCGCCUGCCCUGUACUCCUGCAAGCGGACCCCUUCCUGGGCCUGGCCAUGGCCAACUCGCUCCUGAACCCCAUCAUCUACACGUUCACCAACCGCGACCUGCGUCACGCGCUCCUGCGCCUCGUCUGCUGCAACCGGGGCCCCUGCUGCCGAGACCCAGGUGCCUCCCGGCGGCCUGGGAGCGCCCCUGGGGCUUCGGGCGAUCUGCACCGCUGGCUGCCUCCCGGCCUGAAUGGCAGCUCCAGCCGCUCUGAGCGCUCCUCGCCCCAGCGGGACGGGUUAGAGACCAGCGGUUCCACCGCCUGCCCUGGUGCACCCACGGUCGCCGGGACCCUGGUAACCCCGCCAGCUACAGACUGACGGCCUUUGACCGCCAUUGCCCUUCCUAAGAGCUCUUUUGCAGACUUUUUAAAUACAGGAAUUUAUAGGAAAAAGCAGCCAAAGAUGAAGAUGGUGGAAGCAGAAAAGACCUAGGAAAAUAUAUUUUAUUGACGCUAAACUCCACAGCAAUGAAGAAAACAGACAAAAAUCCCUGCUUUUGUGGAAUUGAUGUUCUUGUGUCGGACUCAGAGAUGAUAACGGAGUGAAGAAGUGUGGAGAUGAUUCCGGUGACAAUACAGUGAUGCGAUGGUGGUCAGGUGAUGCCUUUUUGAAGAGGUGGUGACAUGUGAUGUGAGCUGAGGUGAUUAUUAUCCUGGGAACUUUUAUUUUUGGCAUGUGGGAUCUUAGUUCCCUAAUCUGGAAUGAACCUACAACCCCUGCAGUGGAAGCAGGGAGUCCUUAUUAUGAACUGCUAGGUAAUUCCCUGUCCUGGGAACUUCUGAAGGAAGAGCAUUUCAGAAUGGGGGAACAGCAGGUGCAAAGGUCCUAAGGCUAGAAUAUGCCUGUGUGUUCUCCCAAAAGCAAAGAUCUUAGUGCCAUUGGAGCAAGGAUGGAGAGGCAGAGAAGAAACAAAGACAGGAAAAUAAUGGGGCAGGUGGGGCAAAGCCUUAUGGACCCAGGGGAGAAACUUCUUUUGCUCUGAGUGAAGUAGUACUCCUGGAAGGUUCUAGGCAGAGGAAGGACUUAAUCAGGCUCAGGUAUUUACACCUGCCUCUGCUCUCUGUGAAGCCAGGAGAACUGGGUGAUGGUAACUGCCUAGGGGAGUGAUGACAAGGACUGGGAUGGUAUAGAUUCUCCACAGACUUGGGAGGCAUUGGACAGAAUUAUUGAGGAAUUGUGUGUGGGGGAGAAACGAGUCAAGGACAGGUGUUCACUUUUAGAAGAGAGGCCAAAGACGGAGCACCCCAAAACUUGACUCUAGGAGACUCAGCCUGUUCCUCUGUGAAACAAGAUUUUUUUGAAAGUAGUAUCAGAUCCUUCAUAAAAGAAUAAAAAUAUAAUUGAAUAAUAA